Messenger RNA from Colletotrichum destructivum, 577 nucleotides. RefSeq lists its product as uncharacterized. The coding region runs from base 209 to 577 and encodes 122 amino acids. The record is from RefSeq and is a predicted model, not a curated record. Lineage: Eukaryota; Fungi; Ascomycota; Sordariomycetes; Glomerellales; Glomerellaceae. The transcript has a single exon.
ACAUACCAAAAUCUUUCAUUUCAUCAUUGACUUGAACUCAAUUUUCUCCGAAGCUCUGUGAGCCUCAUUCUUAUAUUUUUUUGUUGAUAAUACGUCUCAAACUGUCCGAGCUUUGUUCGUUCUCCGUUUACCCAUACCGCACGGUUCUUUGCACUUCUCUAUCCGGUUCCUCGAAAACUCCAUUAGUCGUCGCUUUCCACAUAGCAAGAUGCAAACGAAAAUCAUUCUUUUCGCCGUACUUGGUGCCAUGACCGCAUCCGCUGCAUCCAUUAAGCGACAAAACAACGGCGCUGAUUUUGGUACAUGCACGCCGACCAUGGACUUCCAACUGGGUCGUGCCGGGCGCAAGGCAGACCAGGGCACGUUUCUGCCCACCGACCCUGUCGUCGCCAAGGGUCAGCAGGAUGCUCUAAACCCAAACAUUAUCACGAACCGAAUUUGCGAUCAACUUACCAAUGUGUGUGGGGCCAAUCAAGCUGCCAAAGAUCUAUGCCAGCAGGCCAAAGCACAGGUCUCGGCAGCAGGUGUCAAGGAUGCAUCGGCGGCGACGAUGUUCAACGGCGCAUUGGGGUUUUGA